Molecule: messenger RNA, 3668 nt
Organism: Gopherus flavomarginatus (Mexican gopher tortoise)
Lineage: Eukaryota; Metazoa; Chordata; Testudines; Testudinidae
Gene: KLHL29
Product: kelch like family member 29
Exons: 13
Coding region: 144-2771 (875 amino acids)
Molecular function (GO): protein binding
Source: RefSeq, a predicted model, not a curated record
CCCAGAAAUCUCCUGCUAAAUGCAAGAGUUUGCAGUCCUGCAGUUUACUUACUGUAUUGCCAGAGAUUGAAUUUGACACAGAUUCUGGAAACCACAAGGCGAGCUCUAGAAUUCCCUUUGAGAAGAAGCCAUACUCAACCGAGAUGUCACGGCACCACAGCCGGUUUGAAAGAGAUUAUCGCACUGGGUGGGAUCGCCGAGAAUGGAGCUCCAAUGGGAAUCACGUGAACAGCAGUAACUGUAACAGUACAGCGAGCAGCAACUGCAACAACAGACCUGGGCUGUUGCCUUUGCCAAUUGUUCCCUCUCGACUACCUACUCCAGCCACGGCUGCUUGCACCACAGUGAACAGUGACGUGAGAACGAGCCUUGUGGCCAACUCAUCCGCAGCUUCAACUACCAAAACGCCUUGCAUUUCCAAGACUGAAAAUCAGCCUCAAGGACUUGCAACUAGUGUUAGGUGGGGACAGACACCCAUCAAUCAAUCUACACCCUGGGACACAGAUGAACCACCCUCUAAACAGAUGAGGGAGAAUGAAAACCCAGGUACAGCACCAUGGGUUACAACAGUUGCAGCCGGUAGCCAGCCAACUCUUAUAACUCAUUCAUAUGGAAUGACUCAGCCUCCAACCUUCAGCCCAGCAGUGAAUGUCCAGGCCCCUAUCAUUGGAGUUACACCCUCACUCCCUCCUCACGUUACCCCUCAGCUUCCAUUAAUGCCAGCUCAUUAUCAGCUUCAACAGCAGCCUUCACAGCCUCUGAAUAACAUGGUUGUGAACCUGCAAAGCCAGCCUUUGUACACUAACAGCCAGCCGAUCAUGUCCUCUGUGACUGGGGUUGGUCAGGUGACUCACCCAGGCCACACUGCAGUAGGGAAUGGUCAUAUGACUUGCCCUAUUCUGCCUCCACCACCACCUGCUCUGCCUUCAGCUGCCCUACCCAAUAGUGUUCCAGCUACCAAUGGGCAGGCUGCUCCUCAGCUUCCUCCCAGCCAGACGGGCAAUCAGGAGACCACAAAUGGGGUACAAAUGCUACGGACUAUUGGCGUGGGAAAGUACGAGUUCACAGACCCUUGGCAUCCAAAAGAAAUGUUGAAGGAGUUGAACCAGCAACGCAGAGCGAAAGAGUUUACAGACCUGAAAAUUAUUGUUGAAGGCAAAGAGUUUGAAGUCCACCAAAAUGUUCUAGCUUCCUGCAGCUUGUAUUUCAAGGACCUGAUUAAAAGGUCACCACGAGACAGUAGCAGAGGCGGGGAGAAGCUGGAAUUGGCCAUGUCAAACCUCACUGCAGAUGUUCUGGAAUUACUACUGGAGUUUGUUUAUACAGGUUCUUUGAUCAUAGAUUCUGCCAACGCAAAAACUCUUCUGGAGGCUGCCAGCAAGUUCCAGUUUCAUACUUUCUGUAAAGUCUGUGUGUCAUUUCUAGAAAAACAAUUGACUGCCAGCAACUGCUUAGGAAUAUUAGCCAUGGCUGAAGCUAUGCAGUGCAGUGAACUAUACAACAUGGCCAAAGCAUAUGCCCUACAAAUUUUCCCAGAAGUGGCCAAUCAAGAGGAGAUCCUUAAUAUCUCAAAAGACGACUUCAUUUCCUACAUGUCCAAUGACAGCCUGAACACCAAAGCAGAAGAGCUGGUGUAUGAAACAGUGAUAAAAUGGAUUAAGAAGGAUGCUGCACUCAGAGCUCAGUAUGCUGCAGAGUUGCUGGCAGUGGUCCGCCUCCCCUUCAUCCAUCCCAGUUAUCUGCUAAAUGUUGUUGACAAUGAGGAGUUGAUAAAGUCUUCAGAGGCCUGCCGGGAUCUAGUGAAUGAAGCAAAACGUUAUCACAUGCUCCCACAUGCCCGACAAGAGAUGCAGACACCAAGAACCCGGCCCAGGCUAUCAGCAGGUGUGGCUGAGGUAAUAGUCCUCGUGGGAGGUCGUCAGAUGAUUGGCAUGAACCAACGAGCUUUAACGGCGGUCACUUGCUUAAAUCCUCAAAACAAUAAAUGGUACCCAUUGGCCAGCCUGCCUUUCUAUGAUCGGGAGUUUUUCAGUGUAGUCAGCGCUGGAGACAACAUCUAUCUUUCAGGUGGCAUGGAGUCUGGUGUCACGCUGUCUGAUGUCUGGUGUUACAUGUCCUUACUUGAUAACUGGAAUCUCGUAUCCCGCAUGACAGUCCCAAGGUGUCGACACAACAGCCUGGUGUACGAUGGGAAAAUUUAUACCAUUGGAGGCGUUGGUGUGGCAGGCAAUGUUGAUCAUGUGGAAAGGUAUGACACAAUCACCAAUCAGUGGGAGACAAUAGCUCCUCUGCCAAAGGCCGUGCAUUCUGCAGCUGCCACUGUUUGUGGUGGCAAGAUCUAUGUGUUUGGCGGGGUGAAUGAAGCUGGUCGAGCCGCUGGAGUCCUGCAGUCAUAUGUCCCUCAGACUAAUGCAUGGAGUUUUAUAGAGUCUCCAAUGAUCGAUAACAAAUAUGCUCCUGCAGUCACUCUCAAUGGGUUCAUCUUUAUUCUUGGAGGAGCUUAUGCAAGAGCAACCACCAUCUAUGACCCAGAGAAAGGCAAUAUUAAAGCAGGUCCCAACAUGAACCACUCCAGGCAGUUCUGCAGUGCUGUGGUUCUUGAUGGAAAAAUUUAUGCCACUGGUGGAAUUGUUAGCAGCGAAGGACCUGCGCUGGGGAAUAUGGAAGCCUACGACCCUAAGACAAACACGUGGACGCUUCUACCCAAUAUGCCAUGCCCUGUGUUUCGACAUGGCUGUGUAGUAAUUAAAAAGUACAUUCAGAGCGGUUGAUGCUAUCAAGGAGUUGGAUGGAGAACUGGUUUUGCCUGCCAAACGCAGGCAAAAAUAAAAAAAGCUAUUACAACAAGAAAAAUAAAUAAAAUUAGAAGAACAAAAACACAAAAGCAACGAACAUAUUGCUCUAAAGUUUUGAAUAUUCUCUACAUUGAAUGUAGAAAAUCAUCUUCACCUUUUGGUGAAUGAGGAGCAGAGAGCUCCGUGCUAUGUAAGAUAGUGUAACUUGAUAAUACAAGUGUGUCACUAGAUGUUGUAGUGGCACUUGUUACGGAUGUAGGCUUUGGGUCAACCCAGGUGCAAUAGAAUUUCACAUAUUUUUUAACUGGGGGGAGAGAAAAAUCUGCAUUUUACUCCUAGAGAGCAAGCUUGAUUCUUAACAUAACUGUGCAGAAGAUUAGUUUUACUAUUACACAUUAGGCUAUUUGAAAGAAGUCAAAGUGUCCUUAUCACUUUGAUUCCUACAUUUGUUUUUAACAAAUACAUGCUUUUCAAUACCAAUGACUGAGAGAUAUCUUGUGUGACAGCUGGCGUAGGUUGAUGUCAGUCUUCCAUCAGCUCAAAUAAAUACUGCAGUUCUCUAGAGCAGCACCAAAAAAAGGAGAGAAAGAGAGAGAAGAGCUGAUUAUAAUGGCAUUCUAUGUGAAAAGGGUUUCUUGGGCUGUAUGGGUUUCUGCCCCCUACAUGGCAGCAUUUGUGUGUUGGGAGUGGAGAAUGAUUUCUACCCUGUUUUCUGCUGUAUGAGCAAAACUUAACAGUGCUUGCAACCUCUAAUGCAAUUAUUAUUAUUAUUAUUAUUAUUUUUAGAGUCCAGAGGCAUUUUCUUGAUUAAACUAACCUCUUCAAAAUGUUCUGAUUGGAAUCAUGUUAAUAAAACAAACCAUAUGAUGUGGG